AUGGCUACACACGAUCAAGCGAGUCUUCUCGCCAAUACUACACCUCAGAAAGAUAGCACAGCACCUCCGUCUGUAAAGCGUUUAAGAUUCGAACUCUUACCAGAAGAUGUUAGAACAACGUUUAUUGAAGCACUAAAAUCUGAUCUUAUGGUACAACGUGCCGUGGCUGAUAUUGUUCAAACUAAUCCCGAUUCGAAAGAAAUGAAAUUUCUCCUCUAUAUAGAACCGAAUGUGACAAAUGCAACGAAGACCAUUCACUUUGUUCCUCAAAUUUUUGUUACAAUUUCUAACACCUUGACCAAAGCUCGUACACAGAAAGCUAAACAAUUUUCCGCACUUCAUAACGAACUAUAG
Didymodactylos carnosus is the source of this 354-nucleotide messenger RNA. The record is from the annotation of a GenBank genome assembly. Lineage: Eukaryota; Metazoa; Rotifera; Eurotatoria; Philodinida; Philodinidae.